CGCCGUCAGGAGACCCUUCCUACACCCCACGCUCCCACGCGCUCUCUCCCUUUCUCUCUCUUAAAAGACAAUUCCCAUUAAGCUGAGUUCCCAACGUUUCAAAGCAUCAAUAACACAAAGAUGACCGGAUGAGAUUCCUCGUCUAACAACUUUGUUACGGCUGUUUACCCACCCCACGCGCCUCCCCUUUCCACUGCACGCGCCUCCUCUCGCUCUUUUGUUUGUUUUUCUUACGUUUCUUUAUCUCAUUUAUUUUUCUGUUACAUGUAAAUAAAAAAGAUCUGAAGAAUAUCGGACGGCGGACAUUGAGAGUUGAGGUUUUUGAGGCGGCUGAGUUACUUUGGUAAUUUUAAUGAAAGAGGAACGCCAGCUGAUGAUCAGAACAAGAUGGGAGGAGUCACGUCGUCGAUCGCCGCGAAAUUCGCGUUCUUCCCGCCAAAUCCACCGUCUUAUAAAGUGGUAGAGGACGAGUCAUUCGGCGGUCGGCUUUACAUACCGGAGGUACCGAGGAGGGACGACGUCGACGUCCUGAAGCUUCGCACGCGCCGUGGAAACGACAUCGUCGCGGUUCACAUAAAGCACCCGAAAGCUUCCGCUACGCUCUUGUAUUCUCAUGGAAAUGCCGCUGAUUUGGGACAAAUGUUUGAGCUUUUCGUCGAGUUGUGUAAUCGCCUUCGAGUUAAUCUAAUGGGGUAUGAUUAUUCUGGCUAUGGACAAUCAACUGGAAAGCCAACAGAAUGUAAUACAUAUGCAGACAUAGAUGCAGCGUAUAAAUGCCUUAAAGAACAGUAUGGAGUUAGAGAUGAACAAUUAAUAUUAUAUGGUCAGUCUGUUGGUAGUGGACCUACUGUUGAUCUUGCUUCACGUUUGCCAAACUUGAGAGGUGUGGUUCUACAUAGCCCAAUCUUGUCUGGGAUGAGAGUAUUAUACCCUGUCAAAAGAACAUACUGGUUUGACAUUUACAAGAAUAUUGACAAAAUUGGAGUGGUGAACUGUCAGGUUUUGGUAAUUCAUGGAACAGCAGAUGAAGUUGUCGAUUGUUCCCAUGGUAAACAGCUUUGGGAGCUUUGCAAGCACAAGUAUGAUCCUUUAUGGGUAAGUGGAGGAGGACAUUGCAAUCUUGAGCUCUAUCCAGAAUUCAUUAGACAUCUGAAGAAAUUUGUACUGUCCCUAAACAAAUCAAAAGCAGCCACAAAUGGUUCUGAAAAGACAAUGGUAAACUCUGACAAUCAGAGCAAACCAUCUGAGAUUGGAACCUCAGAUACUUUCGAAUUGGGUUCUGAUCUUCCAGAAGUUUCUAGAAACAGUUUAGAUAGUCGACUUGAGAAGUCUAAGAAGUCGAAUAAGCCUGAGAAGUCUCGAAUGAGCACUGACCGUGUUGAUAGGUUUAGGAGAAAGAAGGGCUUAGUUUGGUGAUUACUUACACGAAGAGCAUUUUAAAUAAGUUAUGGGCAUCUAUCCACUUGAGGAGGUAAUUUACUUUUUACUUCUGCUUUGUUAAUGUUGUAUCACAGUCCAGCAUAAGUUAUGGGAUUGAGUGUGAUUUUUCUCAUAAAUGUUAUAAUUUUUCUGUAUGUAUCUUCAGAAAACAAUUAUUACAUUAAAUUCUUCUGUAAACUAUAGCCUCAAUUCUAAAUGAAAAAUAUUGUAGUAGCUUCUGCCAUAA
Molecule: messenger RNA, 1666 nt
Organism: Theobroma cacao (cacao)
Lineage: Eukaryota; Viridiplantae; Streptophyta; Magnoliopsida; Malvales; Malvaceae
Product: alpha/beta-Hydrolases superfamily protein
Source: RefSeq, a predicted model, not a curated record